Molecule: messenger RNA, 1673 nt
Organism: Leptopilina boulardi
Lineage: Eukaryota; Metazoa; Arthropoda; Insecta; Hymenoptera; Figitidae
Gene: Uba3
Product: NEDD8-activating enzyme E1 catalytic subunit
Exons: 4
Coding region: 154-1476 (440 amino acids)
Biological process (GO): protein neddylation
Cellular component (GO): nucleus; cytoplasm
Molecular function (GO): NEDD8 activating enzyme activity
Source: RefSeq, a predicted model, not a curated record
CUUUUGACAUUUCGAUCAUAUGUUCAUAUGAUUUUAAAACGGUUGUACAAUUGUUGUUUUCUUUUUAUUAAAACAAAAAAAAAGUGUUAUUUACCAACUACAAAACUGUAAAAAGUGUAUUUAAAGAAUAUUUAUCAACGUGACUAAAUAACAAUGGGAUCAGAUCAUACAAGUAGACGAUGGAGUCAUUUGCAAAAAGUUUUAGAGCGAUCUGGACCAUUUUGCCGGCCUGAUUUUGAGCCUUCUUCAGAAACUCUUCCUUUUUUAAUGGAAAGUUGUAAAGUAUUGAUUGUUGGAGCUGGAGGACUUGGUUGUGAAUUAUUAAAAAAUUUAGCUUUAAUGGGCUUUCGACAAAUUCAUGUCAUUGAUAUGGAUACAAUAGAUCUUUCUAACCUCAACAGGCAAUUUUUAUUUCGUCACAAAGAUUUGGGCUCGUCAAAGGCCGAGAUUGCCGCACGUUUUGUAAAUGAACGUGUUAACGGUUGCAAUAUUGUACCACAUUUUUGUAAAAUCCAGGACAAAGACGAUUCAUUUUAUCGGCAGUUUCACAUUGUUGUUUGUGGUUUAGAUUCAAUUGUUGCGAGACGUUGGAUUAAUGGCAUGUUAAUUUCACUAUUAGUUUACAAUGAAGGUGAACUCGAUCAAAGUAGCGUUAUUCCUUUGGUCGAUGGUGGCACCGAGGGUUUUAAAGGAAAUGCUCGUGUGAUAUUGCCAGGAAUUACCGCAUGCAUUGAAUGUACUUUGGAUCUUUAUCCACCUCAAGUCACAUAUCCAUUGUGUACAAUUGCAAAUACUCCACGAUUGCCGGAACAUUGUAUAGAAUAUGUCAAAGUUGUUUUAUGGUCAAAGGAAAAUCCCUUUGAGUGCGUCAUUGACGGUGAUGAUCCACAGCAUAUAAAUUGGAUUUAUGAAAAAUCAACUGAGAGAGCAACUCAAUUUGGUAUUCGUGGAUUAACAUAUAGACUCGUUCAGGGAGUUGUUAAAAAUAUUAUUCCUGCAGUUGCUUCGACAAAUGCAUCAAUUGCCGCGACUUGCGCCACUGAAGUUUUUAAACUUGCCACUAGUUGCAGUGCUUCUAUAAAUAAUUAUAUUGUUUUGAAUAAUAUCGACGGAAUUUAUACAUACACAUAUGAGGCGGAGAGAAAAAAUGAUUGUGUCGCCUGCAGUCAAAUACCACGUGAAAUCGAAGUAAAAACACCAAAAACAAAAUUAAAAGAAUUAAUUGAAAUUCUAUGCGAACGUGCCGAUUUACAAAUGAAAAAUCCCGGCAUAAUGGCAAUGAUUAAUGGAAAAAAUAAAACUCUCUAUAUGCAAACAGUUGCAAGUAUCGAGGAGAAGACACGAGAAAAUUUAUCAAAAACCCUAAAUGAAUUGGGUUUAAAUGAAGGCGAUGAAAUAUAUGUAGCCGAUGUUACAACUCCCAAUACAGUUGUUUUUAAAUUAAAAUUUUUCACCACCGACAUUGAAAUGACCUAGCGAUUAAUAAUUUAUCAUUAAGAUUUUGUAAAAAAAAAGAAAAAGAAUUACAAUUAAGUUUUAAGAUUAAAAUUUACAUUAAUGAUGAUAAUAAUAGUAUUUAAAUAUAAUGGUAAAAUUAAUAAUUUAAAUAUUAAUAACCUAAUAUUGUGUAAAAAGUAAUUUAAAAAAAAAAUUAAAUAAAAUUAAUAUUUAAA